AUGGCAACAUUGCUGUGUAGCAUUUUGAUUGGUUUCGGAUUUCCAGCGUUGGUUGUUUCGGGAUACGCUACAAGAGAAGUAACAACAAAUGAUCAGAAACGAGUCAAAUGUCCCUACAUUCCUCGUGAAAAGGUUGAUAAAGUUCAAGUUGCAGAACCAAAUCCUAAAUAUAAUUUAAAAGAAAAACCAUUUCUGAAGAGUCAAUUUUUGGAGAAUGUUGAACAGAGAAAAAUCGAUGCUGAAAAUGAAAUUCUUGAUGAAAUUCAACGUGAAAAGCAAUUGGAACUUGACAAACUGGAACGACCUCCAAUAGAUCCAGAAAAUGGUCUUCGAACUCAUGCAUGGAUUGUGAUGCUUAAAACCGCUCCGUGGUGUUACAAAGAAGAAUUUCAACUUCCUGAAGAACAAGACGAUGAUGAUGAGAAUAUCGAGCCGGUAGCUUUCUUCAUCGAACCAUCAACUGGCUUCAUACAUGAAAUUGCAGAUCCUUGCUAUCAAGGAAUUGAAAGUAUCUGGAAUCAUCAAAACUAUUACGUUAAUCGACAAUAUCCAAACAUCAGCAUCAAAGAGAUGAAAUGGGAUUUAUCGGACACUGAAAAAUGGGAACAUUUCUUACCCGGUGAACCUUUGGAGUUGAGGAAAGAAUUAAAGUUGGACGAAGGAGAAGAAGUAACACCUGAAGAUGAAAUAUUGGCAGUUGAAAAGCAUCUUGAUAUGCCAUCUUCAUGGGUACAAUUAUUGCAUAUCAGCGCUACAGAUUUCGAAGAACGUUUCAUAGAUGGCGAGAAAAAAGAAUUUUACAAAUACGCAAUUUAUGAAAGAUUUGCGCCUUACAAGAAAGUCGAUGGAUUGAUGAAAGGCUUGACACUUUAUGAAACGCUUGAAUAUGAAAAUCCACACACAGUUUUUGAAUGGUAUAAGAAUCGCGAUGAUUUAAUGAAGAGCGUUAACCGAAAUUUAAAGACUGGCGAAGUUAUUGAAGAGUUUCAUAAAGGACGAUGUGACAGUUUAAAGACUUUCAUUUACUUUCCCCAAGAUGAAAAUCAUGAAAUCAUUAUGAAGUUCUACUCGAAAAGUCGCUUUGAUUGUACGAAAGAAAUUGUUUAUCAUUCGACAUACAUCGAAGAGUUCUAUGAGAAACGACGUGAUUUAUUGCACUAUCGGAAGUUCUUCGUAAAAGAUUCACAUCUUGACUCUGUUUCACUGUGCAUCGAGAAAAUUAUUGAGAAAUUUCAUCGGAAUGAAACGAAAAGUGCUAAUCAUGACAUAGCAACACGCCACUUCAACCGUAACGACAACAAGAUUUUCGUUCAAUUCCAUUACGAUGACGAUGCAAUCACCGCAACAACGAAACUCUUCAGAAAACCACCGCGAUGUGAUGAAGAUUUUGAGUUUGAUUCCAAAAUGGUUGACGGAUAUGUUGCUGAUCCAUGGGCACCACAAACGAAUGACUUGAAACUUUAUUAUUUGUUGCAAAGUCUUUUAAAAGAUGAAGAAAAGUGUGUCGAUUUCUUUCACACACGUGACGCCGAAAUGAAGGAAAUCCUUGAAGUCCGAAAGUCACAACUUGCAAAGCCUUUACUUAAAUUCAGUAUUUUUGAUCCUUUGCGAAAUGAUUCCGCACGAAAGCUUAGGAUACAACGUUAUGAGCAAAUGAAGACACGUGAGUUGUUGGCAAAGAACCAACAAGCUGACUUCCUUGCACCAUAUUUAGUACGUUUCGAAAACAAACAACCAAAUUCUAGUGAAGUUGAAAUUGCUAUCCAAGACUGUUUACGUGAUUUCAAGAAGGGCUACACCGAUAUGGAAAACGAAUUGCAACGUCGUUAUGACGAAUCGACAUCAGAAAUGAAUUCUUUGAAACGAUUUUUGCAUCGAUACAUGGAUCAGUUUUCAGUUCAAGAAUAUGAAAACUUUAUUGUUGAAGGUGAAAACAUCGAACGAUAUCGGAAAAUUAUUCAGCAACGUAUUGUUGCUGUCAAAGAAGAAGCGAAUCGUAAAUAUAAAAAUUUAAUUGACGCAAUUCCACUUCGUGUAAAAGAAAUUCUUAAAACUUAA
Molecule: messenger RNA, 2058 nt
Organism: Clunio marinus
Lineage: Eukaryota; Metazoa; Arthropoda; Insecta; Diptera; Chironomidae
Source: the annotation of a GenBank genome assembly